Morchella sextelata is the source of this 1095-nucleotide messenger RNA. RefSeq lists its product as uncharacterized. The transcript is spliced from 5 exons. The record is from RefSeq and is a predicted model, not a curated record. Gene Ontology annotation, cellular component: cytoplasm. Gene Ontology annotation, biological process: peptidyl-serine phosphorylation; autophagy. NCBI's taxonomy places the organism in Eukaryota, Fungi, Ascomycota, Pezizomycetes, Pezizales, Morchellaceae. Gene Ontology annotation, molecular function: protein serine/threonine kinase activity; ATP binding. The coding region runs from base 1 to 1095 and encodes 364 amino acids.
AUGGAGAAAUGGGUCAAAGUAAAAGUCCUCGGCGAAGGUUCAUAUGGAGUAGUAUGGCUGGAGAAGGGAGAGCAAGGGGCGGUUCGGGCUGUGAAACAAAUUUCCAGAGCAAAUACUACCCUCAACCAACGAGAGCGACAUGCCUUGACAGAACUGAAAGGGUACCCCGACUCCUUUGUAGAGCUGUUCGAAUCCGGAUGCUAUGAGGACCAAAAUAACAUCUACUUAGCGAUGGAAUACAUCGAGCAUGGCGACCUAAUGGGCGUCGUUAAGAACCGUCAAGGCAGCAUCUCUGAGAACGAAAUAAAAUCGAUUACAAGGCAGCUACUCACUGCCUUAAAAAUUAUGCACAGUAAAAACUUUUGUCAUCGUGACUUGAAACCCCAGAAUAUCUUGGUGGCCUCGAUAUCACCAAUUAAAGUAAAAGUCGCCGAUUUUGGCGUUACGAAGCAAGCCUCGGAUAGCACCCAGCUACGAACGGUAGUGGGAACAUGGGGUUACAUGGCCCCUGAGGUCCUAGGCUUUUCUGAUGCCGAGACCUCUGGGUACACAAGCUCUGCAGAUAUCUGGUCACUUGGGUCUUUACUGCACUUUAUGUUUACGAAUGAAGUCCCGUUUCCAGACAAUCGAAAACUGAUCAAUUACGCUCGGGGGAAUAACGCACAGUUUCCGACAGAAAAACUGCAAAAUUCUCAACACAACGAGGACGACCCUCCGGAUGUGGGAAAUAUACAUAUAGCCCGUGUGGCUUUUUCAGCGCUUGAACGAUGGCUUAGGAUCGUGUGCAGAGGCUUUGUAUUCUGGAUCACAAGAUCUAGAGGACGAAUUGCCUUACCAAUCGCACAUAUUCCCAAUGACAUUCAGAUGGAAUCAAGAGAGAUCUUCAAAAACUAUGCAAUGGUCAAGAAAACCACGCGAGGUGACUUCAUGCGGCAAGAAAACUGCAACUACAAUCACAGAAAAACAUUUUGCUCCAAGGGCAAUGGGAGCGAAAGUCGUGAAAAGACAAAAGAAUUGGACAAGGAGGCCAAGGGUCUUGUUCUAUUAUAUAAUGAUGACUGUCUGAGCUUCUUUCAAGCAAAUAUAAAGGGGUAA